Molecule: messenger RNA, 1202 nt
Organism: Pogonomyrmex barbatus (red harvester ant)
Lineage: Eukaryota; Metazoa; Arthropoda; Insecta; Hymenoptera; Formicidae
Product: pH-sensitive chloride channel 2
Biological process (GO): monoatomic ion transmembrane transport
Cellular component (GO): membrane
Molecular function (GO): extracellular ligand-gated monoatomic ion channel activity; transmembrane signaling receptor activity
Source: RefSeq, a predicted model, not a curated record
GUGUGUGUGUGUAUGUAUAUGUCAACAAGCUGGAGGAGCACCAUGAGAGAGUGGGAGCAAGCUUUGGUCUGAGAGUCUGGUUUCCAGUAAAUUUGCUUUGCCCGAACACACUCACGGAUCAUAAGGAAAGAUCAGUCGGAAUCUAUUAGUGUUGCAGUUAAGUGACAAAGAUGCUUAAGAAUGACUCCUAGAAAAAAAAAAUUUCGUCCUGAUGCUCGCUUAUCUGUCGGGGAUGUUUUUACUUGCAGACACUACUAAAGUAUCGGGAAAUUGUCCGUCAUUUGGCAGUUCCAUGACACAAACUGAACUUCUACAGGAGUUGGCGAAUGAAUGUCGUUACGACAAGAUGGUCAGGCCACCGGGAGUGAUUAAUGAGACGGACCCAAUCAGAAUUUACACCAGAGCUUUUAUCUACACGAUAAAGUCCAACAUGGCCAAAACUCUGCAAUUUGAUGUGCAUCUAAUGCUGCAGUUUCGAUAUCUGGAUAAACGACUCAAAUUUACGGAUAUAGCUCCUUAUAUGACUCAAAUAUACGGUGGUCAGAACGCUCAUGAAUUGAUUUGGACGCCUACUGUGUAUGUCGCCAACGAGCGUACCUCAGCCGUAAUGGGGAACGGCGUCAAAGAUUUGCUCAUCUCCAUUAGCUCCUAUGGCAUGGUCAUGUUAAAUACUAGAUUGGAAGCCACUCUCAAUUGUGGUCUCCGAUUGGAGAAAUUUCCAUUUGACGUACAAGAAUGUCCGCUGGUAUUUGAAAGUUGGACUCAUAAUGUGAAUGAAAUGGUGUUAGAUUGGGAUGAUGAUCCGAUUGUUAUCGCGGAUAAUUUAUAUCUGACGGAAUACAAACUCGUAGAUACGUGGGUCAAUCGCUCUGGGGUAUCUUACACUUCGUCGCAACAUCAUUACGGACAUUUUGCUGGCAAUUUCAGUUCAAUAAAUAUUACAUUUAAAUUGGCCCGUGAAAUGGGAUUCUUCAUGAUGGAUUAUUAUGUGCCAUCUAUAUUAAUCAUAGUAGUUUCGUGGGUGUCUUUUUGGUUACACGUAGAUGCGAGUGCACCACGAAUAGUUUUAGAGUUUUCCGAGCACGAUCAAUAUUCCAUCGGUAAGAAUAGAGGAAGAUAAGGAUCCAGAUUAUUCCGUUGGUAGCAUUACGACCAUCGACAGUACCCCUCCGGCUAAGCCAUUUCCACGUAGGCCGACUCUG